Molecule: messenger RNA, 1287 nt
Organism: Vigna angularis (adzuki bean)
Lineage: Eukaryota; Viridiplantae; Streptophyta; Magnoliopsida; Fabales; Fabaceae
Product: peroxidase 3
Exons: 4
Coding region: 97-1074 (325 amino acids)
Biological process (GO): hydrogen peroxide catabolic process; response to oxidative stress
Cellular component (GO): plasmodesma; plant-type cell wall
Molecular function (GO): heme binding; peroxidase activity
Source: RefSeq, a predicted model, not a curated record
GUUCAACCAGGAACAUGAAGUUGCUUCUUGCAAGAAGUACCUGAGUUUUUAUACAGUUUCUCUGGUAAUAUAAGGUCUCAGCCAACUAAGUGGAAAAUGGGAAGCCAGAGUUACUUCAAGGCUUUGAUUAUUUGUCUGAUAGCAGUGAUUGGAUCAACUGAAGCUCAAUUGCAGCUUGGUUUUUAUGGCAAAAGUUGUCCAAAUGCUGAGAAGAUUAUUUUGAAAUAUGUUGCCGAGCGCAUCCGAAAUGUUCCAUCUCUGGCAGCUGCUCUCAUAAGACUUCACUUCCAUGAUUGUUUUGUCAAUGGUUGUGAUGGAUCAGUGCUUUUGAACUCAACACCAAACAAUCAAGCUGAAAAGGACUCUCUUCCAAAUCUUACACUCCGAGGCUUUGGCUUCAUUGACGCAAUAAAGAGCCUUGUUGAAGCUGAAUGCCCUGGAGUAGUCUCUUGUGCUGAUAUCUUGGCUUUGACUGCUAGAGACUCUGUUCAUGCCAUUGGAGGACCCUUCUGGAAUGUUCCAACAGGUCGAAGGGAUGGACUCAUCUCUAGGGCAGCAGAUCCUUUAGCUAGCCUUCCUGCUCCAUUUCACAACCUCACUGUCCAACUAUCACUCUUCGACAACGUUGGACUUGAUGCAAACGACCUCGUAUUGCUUUCUGGUGCUCACACGAUCGGUGUUGCCCACUGUUCAUCGAUUUCAACUCGUUUAUACAAUUUCACUGGCAGAGGUGACACUGACCCAACUCUAGACAGUGACUAUGCAACAAAUAUGAAGACAUUGAAGUGCAAGAACAUCAAUGAUAACACCACACUUCUUGAGAUGGACCCUGGAAGUCGUGAUACAUUUGAUCUUGGCUAUUACAAACAAGUCCUUAAGAGAAGAGGCUUGUUCCAUUCAGAUGCUGAAUUGCUCAGUAGCUCUACCACAAGGUCUAUUAUCACUAAGCAGCUUCAAUCAACUGAAGGAUUCUUUGCAGAAUUUGCCAAGUCCAUGGAGAAAAUGGGACGAAUUAAUCUUAAACUUGGAACCCAAGGAGAGAUAAGGAAACAUUGUGCACGAGUGAAUAACUAAGAGAAUGGGUUGGUAAACACCAAUCUAAUUGCAAUUGCUAUGUCUUCUUUUCAACAUGAUUUGUUUUUCCGAGUGAUGUGAGAAGGGUUGGAGAGUGAUUCCUACGUUUGAAUGGAAGUAAUGCUUCUGUUGGUAUAAUAAGUAGUAAUAUGAGAGGGAAUUUGUUGUAAUUACACAAUUGCACAAUAAAAUCUUCCCUUCCUAUGUUGAAAA